Sardina pilchardus (European sardine) is the source of this 4098-nucleotide messenger RNA. Its product is annotated as NACHT, LRR and PYD domains-containing protein 12-like. Bases 1 to 3186 code for a protein of 1061 amino acids. The transcript is spliced from 8 exons. The record is from RefSeq and is a predicted model, not a curated record. Gene Ontology annotation, molecular function: protein binding. Lineage: Eukaryota; Metazoa; Chordata; Actinopteri; Clupeiformes; Clupeidae. Gene Ontology annotation, biological process: intracellular signal transduction.
AUGGAUAUCCACAUUAAAAGAGUGUUUGAAAAACUGAAAUCAAGUCAGAGAAAGACAUUUGGGAGCAUUUUAGAAGGCAUCUCAAAGAAAGGAACCCCAACAUUGCUCAAUGACAUUUACACAAAGCUGUACAUCCUUGAGGGAGAGACAGAGGGAAUAAACCAUGAACAUGAGGUUUGUAACUUAGACAGCAUUUUCAAAUCACAAUCUUCUCAAAACACUCCAAUUGACCUCAAUGACAUUUUCAAACCUUUACUCAAUGAAAAUGAUCAAGAAGAUUUUCGAGUUGUCCUGACAAAAGGAAUUGCUGGUAUUGGGAAAACAGUUUCUGUGCAUAAAUUUAUCCUGGACUGGGCAGAAGAGAAAGCCAACGGGGACGUAGAUCUCAUUAUUGUGCUUCCCUUUCGAGAUCUGAACACGUUGAAUAAAGAUGAUGAAGGGUACAGUCUUCAAGAGCUGCUGGAGGAGUUCCAUCCUGUGCUUAGAGAUGUCAAAGACCCAAAGGGCUAUGAGAACUGCAACAUUGUGUUCAUCUUUGAUGGUCUGGAUGAAAGCCAACUUCCUCUUGAUUUCCACAACAACAGGAGGACAUCUAAUGUAACAAAGAAGUGUUCAGUGGACGAGCUGAUUACAAAUCUCAUACAAUCUGAUCGUCUUUUGCCAUCUGCACGUAUUUGGAUAACUUCUCGACCAGCAGCACUCCACAAAGUCAGCGACUGGACACAAGUGACACAUCGUUUGACUGAGAUUCAAGGAUUCAGUGACCCACAGAAGGAGGAGUAUUUCAGGAAGAAGAUCCGUGAUGGUAAUUUAGCAGACAGAGUUAUCUCCCAUAUCAAAAUAUCAAGAAGCCUCUACAUCAUGUGUCACAUCCCAGUCUUCUGUUGGAUAUCAGCGACAGUGCUUUCUUAUCCGGAGGUCUUGGACACUGCUCGCAAAAAUAUCCCUACCUCCCUGACUACCAUGUACACCCGAUUUCUUCUUUAUCAGAUGCAGAAGAAGAAUGAGAAGUACUACGGCAAACACAAUACGUUGCCAUUGUCUGAGACAGACAUGAAGAUAAUCCUCAAAUUGGGUGAGCUGGCCUUUGCAAACUUGGAGAAACAAAACCUGGUGUUUUCUGAGAUGGACCUGAGCAAGUAUGACAUUGACGUCACUGAUGUCUCGGUACAUUCAGGAGUGUUUACAGAAGUGGUCAAAGAGGAAGAUCCCAUCUUCAAAGAGAAGUGGUACAGCUUUGUCCAUCUCACCAUACAAGAGUAUCUUGCUGCAUUCUAUACAUUCUACCAGUUUGUCUCUGAAGGAUCAAACCCAUUUCCAGUACAAGAAACCAGACAGCCAUAUCCAAGAGAAGACAGAUAUAAUCUCUACACAUAUGACUAUGAAGAGGAAGGUGAACAGAGUGAUGAUACAGAGAAAACGAAAACUCUGCAUGACCUACACAAGGCUGCAAUUGGUCAGGCGCUGGAGAGCAGUAACGGACAUCUGGAUCUCUUUCUCCGAUUCCUACUUGGGCUCUCGGUGGAUGAGAGUCUGGGGAGAUGUUUGAAUUUACAAAUAACCAGAGAUCAAGAGAGCAUCAUGAGAACCAGCCAGCUCAUUAAAACUAAGUUCAGAAAGGACAACGAGAGAAAGUUUCUAUCCCCCGAACGUUGCAUCAAUCUCUUCCACUGCCUCACCGAACUCAAAGACGACUCAAUGUUGAAAGAAAUUCAGAACUUCAUGAGGAAUCUUUCUGAUCAGACAAUAAGCGCAGCCCAGUGCACUGCUCUGGCCUAUAUGAUUACCGCGUCAGAUGAGGUGAUGGAGGAGUUUGACCUGAGGAAGUACAAGACAUCAAGAGAGGGUCGGAUAAGACUGAUUCCGGUUCUGGGACGCUGCGUCAGAGCUAAACUUUGUGGAUGCGAAUUGGAUCAAGAUACCUGUGACAUAUUGGUGAGGUCCAUGGAGAUGCCAUUAUCCCAACUUAAGAUACUUGACUUGAGUUACAACCCCUUGACAGAUGCUGGAGUAGAGAACAUUUUUCAGGCACUUUUAAGCAAAAAGUGUGAGCUGGAAACGCUGAGGUUGUGUGCCUGUCACAUCACUAAGACGUCCUGUGUGACACUGGCCAAGGUCCUUCAGCAGUCGAGUCUCAGGGAACUGGACCUGAGUGGCAAUCUGUUAGGAGAUGAAGGAGUUAAGCUGGUCUGCACUGGACUAAUGAGUCCCCACUGUCGGUUAAACACACUGGGAUUGAAAGACUGCAAGCUCUAUAAAGGAUCAUGUGAGGCUUUGGCUCCUGUCUUGUGGUCUUUUUCGGAGCUGAAAGACUUAGACCUGUCCAACAACGACUUGCCAAACGCAGGACUGAGACGACUAUCGGUUGGAUUAAGGAAUCCCAGCUGCUCCCUUCGUGUCCUCAGGAUGUCUGGUUGCCAGAUCACAGAGAGAGGCUGUGCUUUGCUUGCCUCCGCUCUCAUCAGAAAUCCCCAUCAUCUUGAAGAGCUGGAUCUCAGCUACAAUCACCCCGAAGAGUCAGGAAUACAGCUGCUGUCUGCCAGACUGGAAGAUCCACACUGCCAUCUACAGAAGCUGAACAUUGAGCAUGUUGGGGAAAGGCACCUAAAAUGGGGUUUCAAGAAAUAUGCAGUAGACCUCAAAUUUGAUUGGAGUGACGGAGUAGACCUAUCUCAAGACAGAAAGAAAGCUACAAGAAGAAAUAUGGAGAUGUUCUACAGCCCAUUCGACUCAGACGAUGACGAUAUGUCUAUUUUGCCAAAGUCCAACUUGCAAAACUCCCAGGUGGAAGUGCAGUGUUUCCCAAGUCUGUCGGGGGAACGCUUCUACUGGGAAGUGGAUUGGACUGGUAUGGUUUUCAUUGGUAUGAGACAAAGGUUUGGUUUCAACUCAUUUGAAAAGUAUUAUCUGGCUUGCAGCAGGGAUCAGUUAAUUGCUUUCCACAACAACCGGGUCAGUACAAAGUCGGUGUCACAUUUAAAGAAGCCAAAUCCAGACCCUCAGCGGAUCGGUGUGUAUUUGGACUGGCCAGCGGGUAUUUUGUCUUUCUACAGCGUCUCUUCGGGCGAGAGGACUUUCUUGCACACGUUUCACACCACAUUCAGCGCACCCGUUGUACCUUUUUUUUCCUUUGCAAAGCCACAUCCUUAUGAUGGCAUUGGUUCAGUCACUCUUCGUACAUUUUGAAUCUGUAAAUGAGGCAACUGCAUUGUGAACACAGCAGCAAAUAUGUACACAGAUGUGUCAUUUCCACAGAAUAGGCUAAGCCUUAUUAUAUGUACAGUACUUCCUCAUCACCGACAUUAAAAUGUGCGCAUUUUAAAUCAAAUGUAGUAGCUAUCAGAAUAUCAGAAAAUAUGUAUACAGAUGUGUAAUUUCCACAGAAUACGCCUGAUCAUAUGCACUUCCAGGGUGAGUCCAGGGUUAAUCAAAUGUAGUAGCAGUAGUAGUAGUAGUAGGCUUGUAGUACUGUAGUAGCAGUAGUAGUAGUAGCAGCAGCGUAGGUAAAGGCCCUGCAUUAUUUUUUACUUUAGCACUGUUAUUAUAAGACUUUAAUCUGAGCAGUUAGUGUGACAGUUACUUCGACUGUUCUAAGAAAUAUGCUGAGUUGUUUCAUUAAGGGGUGAUAUUUAGUUUGCCAUAGCCAGACAUCGUAACAUGUUCUGAUCAGAAUCAAAAUUCUUAUCAGUCUGGUAACAUGUAAUUUGGAUUAGAUUAUGGGCAUGUUUCAAGCUAGCCUGAAAGCCAGUCUAAAUUCACCAUGCCCCACAAAGUUUGAGGAUGUCAAAUGCUGUAAUUUGUGUUUUUCUGUUUGAGCCGUCAAUAUCUUGUACAUGUCUUGUAUAUCAGAUGAAAUGGCAGGCCUUAACCAUCUCACUUCUCCAGUGGCAGCAGUUGUGUUGUGAUCCAAAUCAACUCAAGGGUGCUCCACUCAAGUGAGGUAGAUGACUCCUAUACACUGUUGUGAUGAAUUUAUGUGUUUUGUUCCAAGUCUGAGCAUGUUUUAUUAACUCUAUUUUAUUGAAUCUUUUGAUGAGACAUUUCAUUCAUUUUCUUGCUAUAUGGAUCAUACCUAUAUGAUGUGAUGAUGUUAUGAAU